Messenger RNA from Pseudopipra pipra, 4138 nucleotides. RefSeq names its product intraflagellar transport 122 (gene IFT122). Gene Ontology annotation, molecular function: protein binding. Lineage: Eukaryota; Metazoa; Chordata; Aves; Passeriformes; Pipridae. Gene Ontology annotation, cellular component: non-motile cilium; intraciliary transport particle A. The record is from RefSeq and is a predicted model, not a curated record. Bases 72 to 3785 code for a protein of 1237 amino acids. The transcript is spliced from 30 exons. Gene Ontology annotation, biological process: protein localization to cilium; intraciliary retrograde transport; non-motile cilium assembly.
GGGCCGUCAGGGCAGUGCGGGCCCGUGAGGGCAGUGCGGGCCCGGGCACUGAGGGCGGUGCGGGCCCGGCCAUGCGGGCCGCGCUCACCUGGCGCGACAGGGCCGAGCAGUGUAUUUACGACCUCGCGUUCAAGCCGGAUGGGACCCAGCUAAUAGUUGCUGCUGGAAACAGGCUGCUGGUAUAUGAUACUUCUGAUGGAACCCUAAUUCAGCCUUUGAAAGGACAUAAGGACACUGUGUACUGUGUGGCUUAUGCCAAAGAUGGCAAGCGUUUCGCAUCUGGCUCUGCUGAUAAAAGUGUGAUAAUUUGGACUUCAAAGUUAGAAGGAAUUCUGAAGUACACGCAUAAUGACUCUAUCCAGUGCAUUUCAUACAAUCCUCUCACUCAUCAGCUGGCAUCCUGCUCGUCUGGGGAUUUUGGCUUGUGGUCUCCUGAACAGAAGUCAGUCUCUAAACAUAAAACAAGCUGUAGGAUCACCUGCUGUAGCUGGACAAAUGAUGGCCAGUAUCUUGCUUUGGGGAUGUUCAACGGCAUUGUCAGCAUAAGGAACAAAAAUGGGGAUGAGAAAGUAAAAAUAGAACGUCCAGGGGGUUCCUCCUCUCCAAUAUGGUCAAUUUGUUGGAAUCCUUCCAGUAGGUGGCAGAAUUUUUGGAGUAGAGUAGAUGAAGAAGAGGAGGAGUCAGUUUGCAGCUAUUUAGAGGAGAUCCCAGUACUGGAAUCCAGGCCUGGCAGUAGGCAGGAUAGUCAGCCAGAGAAGAAAGACCACGAGGAACAGGAGUCCCCUUUCAACUUAGAUGAACGCAAUGACAUUUUAGCCGUGGCAGACUGGGGUCAGAAACUUUCCUUUUACCACCUGAGUGGCAAGCAGAUUGGGAAGGACAGAGAGCUCGGUUUUGAUCCGUGCUGUGUCAGCUACUUUACCAAAGGAGAGUAUCUCCUGCUGGGAGGGUCGGACAGGCAGGUUUCUCUCUUCACGAAGGACGGCGUGCGCCUGGGCACCCUGGGAGAGCAGAGCAGCUGGGUGUGGGCCUGCAGAGUUAAACCAGACUCCAACUAUGUGGCAGUAGGAUGCCAGGAUGGCACAAUCUCCUUCUACCAGCUGAUCUUCAGCACUGUCCAUGGCCUCUAUAAGGAUCGCUACGCCUACAGGGACAGCAUGACUGACGUUAUUGUCCAGCACCUCAUCACGGAACAAAAAGUUAGAAUAAAAGGCAGAGAGCUUGUGAAAAAAAUUGCAAUCUACAAAAACAGAUUAGCCAUCCAGAUGCCAGAGAGAAUCCUGAUUUAUGAGCUGUACUCGGAUGACUCUGCAGAUAUGCACUAUCGGGUGAAGAAAAAGAUUGUAAAGAAAUUUGAAUGUAACUUGCUGGUGGUGUGUUCAGAUCACAUUAUUUUAUGCCAGGAGAAGAGAUUGCAGUGCCUCUCAUUUAGUGGUGUUAAAGAACGAGAAUGGUUGAUGGAAUCUCUUAUUCGUUACAUUAAAGUAAUUGGAGGACCCCCAGGAAGAGAAGGCCUCUUAGUUGGCCUAAAGAAUGGUCAGAUCCUGAAGAUCUUCGUGGAUAACCCCUUCCCGAUCGUGCUGCUGAAGCAAUCCACGGCCGUGCGCUGCCUGGACAUGAGCGCGUCGCGCAAAAAGCUGGCUGUGGUGGAUGAGAACGACACCUGCCUCGUCUAUGACAUUCAUACCAAAGAGUUGUUGUUUCAGGAACCCAAUGCUAACAGCGUGGCCUGGAAUACCCAGUGUGAGGAUAUGCUUUGCUUUUCUGGAGGAGGAUAUCUCAAUAUCAAAGCUAGUAACUUCCCUGUCCACCAGCAAAAACUGCAAGGCUUUGUUGUGGGUUACAAUGGCUCCAAGAUCUUCUGCCUUCAUGCUUUCUCUAUGUCAGCUGUUGAAGUUCCGCAGUCUGCACCCAUGUAUCAAUAUCUGGAACGAAAAAUGUUUAAAGAAGCCUAUCAAAUUGCGUGUUUAGGAGUGACUGAUGCUGACUGGAGAGAGCUGGCCAUGGAAGCCUUGGAAGGGCUGGAGUUUGAAACUGCUAAAAAGGCAUUUACCAGGGUACGAGACCUUCGAUAUUUAGAACUGAUCAGCAGCAUAGAGGAGCGGAAGAAACAUGGAGAGAACAACAAUGACCUGUUCCUGGCAGAUGUUUAUGCCUACCAGGGAAAAUUCCAUGAGGCAGCGAAGCUGUACAAAAGGAGUGGCCAUGAAAAUCUGGCCCUGGAGAUGUACACUGACUUACGCAUGUUUGACCACGCAAAGGAUUUUCUGGGAUCUGAAGACCCCAAAGACACAAAGAUGCUAAUAAAAAAACAAGCAGACUGGGCCAAGAACAUCAAUGAGCCAAAGGCAGCAGUAGAGAUGUACCUCUCUGCCGGCGAGUACAUGAAGGCCAUAGAGAUCAGUGGGGACAACGGCUGGGUGGAUAUGUUAAUUGAAAUUGCUCGAAAACUGGAUAAAGCUGAGCGGGAGCCUUUGGACAAGUGUGCCUUCUAUUUUAAGCAACUCGAUAACCCUGGCUACGCCGCAGAAACCUACAUGAAGGUUGGUGACCUGAAAGCAUUGGUCCAGCUCCACGUGGACACUCAUCACUGGGAAGAAGCAUUAGCUCUGAGUGAAAAGCAUCCUGAAUUCAAAGAUGAUGUCUAUGUCCCUUAUGCCCAGUGGCUGGCAGAGAAUGAUCGAUUUGAAGAAGCCCAAAAAGCGUUUCACAAGGCUGGCAGGCAGACAGAGGCUGUGAAGGUGCUGGAGCAGCUCACGCACAACGCUGUAGUUGAAAGCAGAUUUAAUGAUGCAGCCUAUUAUUAUUGGAUGCUUUCUGUGCAGUGCUUAGACAUAGCCCAAGAGAAUGAACAGCAGAAGACUGAAAUGUUGCAGAAGUUUCAUCGCUUCCAGCAUUUGGCAGAAGUUUACCAUGCCUAUCACUUCAUUCACAGAUACACUGAAGAGCCUUUCAGCUUCAACUCGCCUGAAACCCUCUUCAAUAUUUCCAGGUUUCUGCUUCACAGCUUAACAAAGGAGACUCCUUUGGGAAUCUCAAAAGUCAAGACAUUACUUGCCCUGGCAAAGCAGAGUAAGGCUCUUGGUGCAUAUAAACUGGCUCGUCAUGCCUAUGAGAAGCUUCAGGGACUGCAUAUCCCAGCCAGGUUCCAGAAAUCCUUUGAGCUGGGCAGCCUGACAAUCCGAUCCAAGCCAUUCCAUGACAGUGAAGAGCUCCUGCCCCUGUGUUACAGGUGCUCCACCAACAACCCUCUGCUGAAUAACCUGGGGAACGUCUGCAUUAACUGCAGGCAGCCUUUUGUCUUCUCGGCCUCCUCCUACGAGGUGCUGCAUCUGGUUGAGUUCUAUGUGGAAGAUGGCAUCACGGAUGAAGAAGCUGUAGCUCUCAUAGAUCUUGAAGCUCCAAGAGUGAGUAAAAGAGAGAAUAAAUGGCAAGAGAUGAUGAGUGACUAUGGCCAAAGUUUGAGGCUUGAUGACAGUACAGAUAUUAUUGAGGAUGAUGAUCCCUUUACAGCAAAACUGAGCUUUGAGCAGGGAGGCUCCGAGUUCGUGCCGGUGGUGGUGAACCGCGCUGUGCUGCGGUCGAUGAGCCGGCGGGACGUGCUGGUCAAGCGCUGGCCGCAGCCGCUGCGCUGGCAGUACUACCGCUCCCUGCUGCCCGACGCCUCCAUCACCAUGUGUCCAUCCUGCUUUCAGAUGUUUCACACAGAAGACUAUGAGCUCCUCAUACUCCAGCAUAAUUGUUGUCCGUUCUGUCGACGGAGAAGAGAUGAGUCAAACCAAUGAAGGAAACCAGUCUUUCAUCUCAACAACAGUCUCUCCUGUUGGCUUGGCAAAACACUUCUUAGAUCCAUAAAGCUUUCCUAACGACUUAGGAAAGUCAGUCAUCUUGCUCUAUUUUGUUUGUAAGAGUUGAAGACAUGUAACUAUUUUUUUAAAUUAAAAUGUCUGUUGUUUGUGAAUGUGCUUUGCAUUUCCCAGGCAAGCAGCUGAAGUGCCAUAGAAUUUUGCAGGAAUGUUUCUAGGGUCAAGUUCAGACUUUAAUUGUUUUUACUCCAGAUUAUGUUAGGAUUUGAUUUGCUUCUUAAUACACACCUGUUAUUGACAGAUCUUCAAAUAAAUGGGACUGUUUUUCACUA